Molecule: messenger RNA, 4564 nt
Organism: Hevea brasiliensis (rubber tree)
Lineage: Eukaryota; Viridiplantae; Streptophyta; Magnoliopsida; Malpighiales; Euphorbiaceae
Product: putative disease resistance protein RGA3
Exons: 10
Coding region: 1-2745 (914 amino acids)
Biological process (GO): defense response to other organism
Molecular function (GO): ADP binding
Source: RefSeq, a predicted model, not a curated record
AUGGAAAAAAAACUUUUUGAUCUUAAAAUAUGGGUCUGUGUCUCUGAUAACUUUGAUGACCAAAGGAUUUUAGGGGAGAUGUUGCAAACUCUCAAUGCAAACAUGGGUGGGUUGACCAACAAAGAUGCAAUAGUUCAGGAGCUUGAAAAGGCAUUGGAGGGGAAAAAAUUUUUACUUGUUCUUGAUGACGUGUGGAAUGAGGUAUCAAAGAGAUGGGAUGAUUUAAAGACUCGUUUAGUAAGAGUUAGUAGAAACAGUACUGGAAAUGCUAUUGUUGUCACAACUCGUAGCGAGCAAGUGGCAUCCAUAAUGGAGACAUCUGCUUAUUACAGGCAUCCAUUUAAUUUGUUGUCUGAUGAUGAAUGUUGGUCCAUUAUGAAGGAAAGGGCAUUUGGAAUUGGAGAAACAUCAAUCCCUGUAGAUAUGGAGGGCAUUGGAAAGGAGAUUGCAAAAAAAUGUAAAGGAGUACCAUUAGCUGCAAAAGUUUUAGGUGGAACAAUGGGGGGUUUCAAAAUGGAUAAGGAAGCAUGGUUGUCAAUUAUGAAUAGUAAUGUUUUGAAUUCAUCAGAUAAUAAGGAUAAUGUUGAGUCUGUACUAAAGCUAAGUUUUGAUCAUUUGCCUCCACUUUUAAAAUCAUGUUUUGCAUAUUGUUCGAUUUUCCCAAAAGAUUUUUAUAUUGUAAAGGAGGAAUUAGUUAAGCUUUGGAUGGCUGAAGGUUUUCUUGUGUCGUCUAGUCAAGAUGAGGGAAACAAGUAUUUUAAUGCCUUACUGCAGAAUUCCUUUUUCCAAGAUGUGGAAAGGGAUGAAUGUGAGAAUAUUAGAUGGUGCAAGAUGCAUGAUCUUGCAUUGUCUUUUACCAAGUCUGAAACGUUGACUUUGGAGAAUUGUGCAACUGGUGAUGAUAUAUCUUCCACUCGUCGUUUAUAUAUAGAUCGUCAAAAUGCAACAACUUUGGCAUAUUCGAAAAAGGAGGCUAUGAAGUUGCGUACUUUAUUCAUAAAAGAAAUUGUCUUUGAUGAGUCUUGGAAGUUGAAAAGGUUGCGGACUCUAAACUUGAAAGGUGCUAAUAUUGAAGAGUUGCCAUCUUCAAUUGGCAAGUUGAAACAUUUAAGAUAUCUUGACGUCUCAUGGACUAAAAUCGAAGUGUUGCCUGAAUCCAUAAUUGAGCUUUACAAUUUGCAAACAUUGAAAUUCCUUUGGUGCAAUUCACUUAAGCAGGUUCCCAGAAAUAAAAUGAGUAAUCUGAUCAGCUUGAGGCAUAUUGAAUUUUCUUAUGACCACCAUAUGCCAUCUAUGGUGGGGCGGUUAACUUGUCUUGAAACACUGCCAUUAUUUGUUGUGGGUCCAGAUAGGGGAGGUAGCAUUCAAGAACUAGAAUGCUUAAACCAACUAAGAGGGAGUUUGCGAAUAAAGCAUCUUGAGGUGGUGAGAGACAAAGAAGAAGCCAUGAAAUCGAAUCUUCGAGGAAAAACGAAAAUAAAAGCUCUGAAAUUUAUAUGGAGUGAUGGAAGAGAACUCAAUAGCAAUGAUGAGGAAGUGUUGGCAGGCCUUGAGCCUCAUCCAAACAUAGAGACUAUAGUGAUCACUAAUUAUUUGGGUCGAAAAUUCCCGUCGUGGCUGUUAAUGAAGAAAAUUCCAAGUGGUGGUGAUUCUUUCGUAGCAUUAGAUAAUUUGAAGGAACUUAUAUUAUGGGACUGUAAGUGGUGUGAAGAACUCCCAAAGCUUGGACAUCUUCCUUGUCUUAAAGUACUUUGGAUAAAUGGAAUGGAUAACAUCAAAAGUAUAGGGAAUGAAUUCUAUGGCAUUGACGAUGGAAGCACAAGCAAUGGAGUGAGGCCGUUUCCAGCAUUGAUGACUUUAUAUUUCAUUUCUAUGAAGAGUUUAGUCGAAUGGAAGACAGCACCAGUAGAUGAAGGAGGCGAAACAGUUGUAUUUUCUUGCCUUGAAAAUUUGAUGAUUAGCAAAUGUCCUCGAUUGACAAAAAUUCCAUUAAGUGAUCGUUCAUCGCUUGUAUCACUGAAUAUUGAUGAUUGCGAAGAAUUGAGUUACUUAUUUGAUGAACUCCACUCGUUUUCGUCUCUUAAAAGUUUAUUUAUUGGCAGAUGUAAUAAAUUAACUAGCUUUCCAAGCGGGCUGAAAUCCUUCACUUCUCUGGAAAGACUGGAAAUACUUAGAUGCGAAGGAUUGACAUCGGUUCCCGAAUAUUUAGGCAAAUCGCAUUCUCUUACGCGUUUAAGUAUAGUACAUUGUCAAAGUUUGAGUUAUUUCCCGGAGAAGAUAUUAGGCGGCCUCACCCGAUUAAGGGAUUUAAUAAUUGGUGGUUUCUCGGAGGAGUUGGAUUCUUUCUCUUAUCUGAAGUCAAUCCAAGACCUCCCGUCCCUUAAAUUCUUAGUGAUACAUGGGGAUGUUGGAGGUAGAAUCAAGUCUCUGCCAGACCAACUUCAAUGCUUCACCGCACUUACUCGCCUAGACACAUUAAAUAUAUGUGAUUUCAAUGGAAUGGAAGCUUUGCCAGAGUGGUUGGGCAAACUAUCAUCCCUCAAAUCCCUUGGCUUUUGGGAUUGUAAGAAUUUGAAGUAUCUACCUUCAGCUACAGCCAUGCAACGGUUCUCCAAAUUAACGGAACUUCGUAUUCUUGGUUGUCCCUUUCUUCGAGAAAAUUGCGCCAAAGGAAUUGGCUUUGAGUGGUCCAAGAUUUCUCAUAUCCCUUAUAUAGAUAUACGAGAAAAAGGUGAUGAAGACUGAGAAGACAAAGAAAGAAGUGGAAAAGUUGAUGAUUGUUGCUACCGUAACCUCUGAAAACAUGAAAUUAAGGGAGACAGAGCUCCAACCUUAACCUCUUGAGCAUGGAAAAAGGGAGGAAAUUUUGAGUAUGAAUUUAUAUGGAUGGAAAAGUGACAUGUGAGUUGGUAUCUUGCAAUACAGAUAUUCCAAUUGGAUACAAAGGGAACGUGGUGGUAGAAUAAAGUCUCUGUCAGUUCAACAUCAACGCCUCACUGCCCUAAGCUCAUACUAUAUAUGGUAUUUCAAUGGAGUGGAAGCUUUGCCAGAGUGGUUGGGCAACCUUUCUUCUCUCCGUUCCCUGUAAAUUGUGCAUUGUAAUUUGAAGUAUGUACCGACAACUACAGUCAUGAAAUGCCUCUGCAAAUUAAGGAAUCUCACAAUUGUUGAAUGCCCCCUUCUUGAGAAGAAUUGCGCCAAAGGGCGUAGUUAUGAAUGAUACAGGAUUUCUCAUCUCCCGUACAUGUGUAUAAGUCUAUUUGCCCUUCCUUUCUCCCAUUCUCUGCUCACUUUUCCUCCGACAAUCCAUUCUUUUUGUCUUCUUUUACAGAUUAAUUACCUUUUUUUUUCCUUCUCUUUGGGCGUGGACACUGAACAAGGUUUAUCUAUGAAUUCUCAGCUUGAAGCUUGUUUAUUUUGAGCUGAAAGAAGAUAUGAAUUUUGGCAUUAUUAAGUCAAUGGUUUCCAUCAGCUUAAGAUUUCUCAGAUCCCAAAUAUCACAAUAGAAAAUGAGGAGAUGCAUUUAUAAUUAAUUAUUUUGGGAGGAAUAUGCAAAGUAUCAGUUCAGUUAAUUCCAUGGAAAUGGAAACUUUUGGAUUAUAAUCAAUAAUCCAUCCACUGCGCUCACCGCAUUUUUCAUUGGGGCAUGACUUUGAUAUGAGAAAAUGCAGAAGUUGCAGAGCUAUUUGCAAAUCUUGAGGCUUGUAAAUUUGUGUUGAAGAUUCUUAUUUGUGUUCAAAGGAAACACAAUUUGUGUUCAAAGGAAACACCUCAUUUUGGAAGGGUUCAAUCAUUUGCGAGUUUCUGGAUGGAAUUCAUGCAUAUAAAUAUACUGUGGACUUGUAUAAUUUGAUACUAUCCAAAUCCUUUACACUCAAUUAAGCCAUCUCAAUUAUAAAUCACUUCAUGUUUAUUGUUGCAGCAUUAACUUUGCUGGUCGUUUUGGUGAUUUUCUUCACAAGGAAGCUUUGGAACUUCAAGGAAAGAUAAAUUGGUAGAGGUUUCUCCACUUUGUACUUCAGGAGAGACUGCAAGAUGCAAGAUCAUUUCAGAUGUACAGCUGCAUUGUUUUCUCUGCCAUUUUCUUCUUUCAUUUGAGCCAAUUGGGAGAAGACAAAAAAUUGUUCAGCUGACUAGAAAGUAAGACUGAACAGAAAAUUUCUGCCUUGAGGUCUCAUCACGUUGCCAACAUCCUUCAGCUGAAACUGAAUAGAGGACCAAGCAAGAGAAAAACAGAACUAGUGACAACGGUUGCUUGUACAAUUUGAGCUUUGAGCUCCCUAUAUGAAAUCAUCCUUCAAUUAAAGAUUGAUCAAAUGAACGAUUGAAUUUGCUUUGCAAUUAGAACCAUUAGAAGAUGGAACAGAACUUAUCCCUACUGGCACUCCUUGUUGCAGUUGUUCUACAUUUUGUUAGAUGUGAGAAAGAUGCGAAAUAAUUCAAUUUUUUGCACUAUUUCAGGAUAAUCUUGGUUAUGGAAUUCUAAUAUGUAUGUUGUUACGCUUUGUUACUUGCUACGCUUUGAUAUGCGUUUCGAAAUACAUAUUACAACAGAUUUCUUUUC